Messenger RNA from Sebastes umbrosus (honeycomb rockfish), 3144 nucleotides. RefSeq names its product dickkopf WNT signaling pathway inhibitor 2 (gene dkk2). The transcript is spliced from 4 exons. Gene Ontology annotation, molecular function: co-receptor binding; receptor antagonist activity. Gene Ontology annotation, cellular component: extracellular region. NCBI's taxonomy places the organism in Eukaryota, Metazoa, Chordata, Actinopteri, Perciformes, Sebastidae. Gene Ontology annotation, biological process: negative regulation of canonical Wnt signaling pathway; multicellular organism development. The record is from RefSeq and is a predicted model, not a curated record. Bases 322 to 1065 code for a protein of 247 amino acids.
CCGAGAUCAUAAAACAGCCGGCUGCAGGACUAAGUGCUCACUCACACAGCCAGCCAGACAGACAGAGACACAGAGGAAGUUUCUCUCUGAGCAUCAGCAUUUUAACAGAUUCAUUGUUUCCCAUCUACACUGGGCUCUGUUUUUCUCAGAUAACUGUGUCGAUGGCAGUCAUUUCUUCUGAAUAACUGAUUUUUUUAGGAACAAAAAACUUGGCCCCAUCACUUUUGAGGCACAAAGUUAAAGGUUAUCCAAGUGAAUUUUUUUUUUUUUUUUUUUUUUUUGGGUACAUUUCAGGCUUUUUUUUUUUUUUAUGUGUCAAGGAUGCUCGUCUUAACUUGGACUAGAUGCUGUGCUGUGCUGUUUCUCGUCGCUACACUGAAGACGGUGACAUCCCAGGUAUCAGAGGCGCACCCAAAGCUGAAUGUGAUCAAGCCACCAGCUCUGUUGGAAGAGACACCUACACCAUCUACAAACCACUCCGACACUGUCCACCUGGGGAUCACCAAGAAACAUAACAUCCUUGCUCAGCAGGUGUAUCCAUGCAGCAAUGAUAAGGAGUGCAGCGUUGGAAGCUACUGCCACAGCCCUCAGCAGGCUCCCUCUCGCUGCCUCCCCUGCCGCCGGAGGAAGAAGCGCUGCCAUCGAGACGCCAUGUGCUGUCCUGGGAACCGCUGCAGUAACUAUAUUUGCGUCCCUAUCUCUGAGAGUGUGCUCUCACCUCACAUCUCAGCUUUAGACGAGCAUAACAAACUCUCCACCAAAGACCACAGCUGGAGGAAGGGUGGGAAGGCGCACGCUAAGCAUUCUCUCAAAGGGCAUGAAGGCGACCCUUGCCUGCGUUCAUCCGAUUGCUCGGAGGGCUACUGCUGCGCUCGCCAUUUCUGGACCAAAAUCUGCAAGCCGGUGCUGAGGCAGGGAGAGGUGUGCACCAAGCAGAGGAAGAAAGGCUCUCACGGCCUGGAAAUCUUCCAGCGCUGCGACUGUGCCAAGGGCCUUUCCUGCAAGGUGUGGAAAGACGCCACCUCCUCGUCCAAGUCCAGGCUGCACAUGUGCCAGAAGAUCUGAAGCGGGGGCAGCUGCUGUCGGCGUAGAGGCCUCUGUCUCAAACUGCCAGGGAGAGAUUUUUACAGGAUGGGUUGUGGCUGUAUUGAAAAGGAGUAAAAGACAGAGACUAACAAGAGACAGAACAGACUGUGUGGGUUCAAGCUCGCUAUUCGGCGUGCAGAGAGUGAAUGGGAUUGCUUUAAUGUAUGAGUGGUCCAUCCCUGAACCCACAUACAAACACGCACCCUCACACACACAAGCACACACACACACACACACACACAAAUACACACACACCUCAUGGGUUUGUGAGAUCAAUGAGCUUAUGGUGCGCUUGCUCACAAAUACAACAAACUUCUUACACAUUCUCAUGACAUUCAGGGAGCCACAAAGUUAGCUGGUAGAUGCUGUGAUAAGUGUGGACCUUUUCUAGAUGGAAGCAAACAGAUGUAGCGGUCUUUCAUCAAGCUUCAUCUUAAAAUAAUAAGACAGACUAUUUAUAGACAAGCCAUAUUUUUUACUGCACAGUACAUUCUUUACCAAACUCCAAAGAUCUGAUAUGCGACAUGCUGUGUUUCAUUACCGGAUCUGUCAUGAUUUGUUAUCUGUUUUGUCAGAUUUCAAUAUCUCACUCCUCUUGUUGUUUAUUUUAAGUCCUGAGGAAUUCAGCUAUUGCUAUGCAAGACAUGUACACCCAGUAACAAUGUCCAGACCCACAAAAUACCAGUCGUAUCAUAUGAGGAACAUAUUGCUGUUCACUCCGGAGCUUGACUUGUGUAACAGCAUCCUGAGACUUCAAUGCGACGCAUAAUACUCUUAAACCAAAGAAUGAAAGAAUAUUUACAUCAGAGUGAUGAGUUUCAUCUGGGACAUUAGCUUCUCGCCCCAUUUUUUUUAGCCACAAGAAGAGAGAUAAAGUAUUGUGUCCAUCGUGGAAACCUCGUUUGAUCUGUCAGAUACAGCUGCAAUCUAUUGUGAUACAACUGUAUGGGUUAAAACAGUUUGCACCGAGGUAGUACUCUGCUGCAGACUUAGUGGUUCCGAUACCAGACCAGAGAAUGGUUCUGCUUUUCCAAUCACAUGAUUCAGGAUUCAAGGAUACCAUGGAAGUGCAAUUUUUUUUCCGUUCACAAAGCCAGUAGGAAUGGAGACGCGAGAAGAUUGAUUAGAGUUACGAAAAAUGCUCCGUGAACCCGAUGAUGUUUUGAAAGAGAAUUGCAGUUUGAAUCAACAUUUUGUUGAUGGCACACGGCCCUGUUUAUUUUUCAAAUAUGACUGCAUACUUUCUUCUCAUGAAAUACUGUGCAGUUUUGUUGUACUGGAGGAGAAGCAAUGCUUUUUUUCCCGCCCAGUACAACUUCUUUAAACAACCACUUGUUACCUACAUAGUCAAUAUAAUAUCACAUUUGCCUCUUUUUUGCUUUAGAGCAUCAGCUACACAUAUAUUUUGUAACCAUUUAAAAUAUCAAUAAGCUCUUAUAUUGUAAAUAGAUUGGAAACAAUGAAAAUGUAUUUAAGAAUCAAUGUAUAUCAUGUACAUAUAAUAAAAAUAUGAAUCUUAAACGUUACAGCAAAAUGAUCUAGGUGAGAAGAGUAAUGAGGGAUGAAAUAGGAUGAGCACAGUUGGAUAGAUUCAAAAUAAUGUAGUUGAAAUGAUAAAAGCUGUGUGUAUAGGCAGAGGGGAAAGGCUUAGAUAGCUGAUAUUACAGACCGGAUGCAUCCAAAGGAUAUUUCCAAAAAGAGAGACAAGCACAUUAACUUCCAAAAUAGUUUGUGUAAAUGGUGUGUAAAUGGUGUCAAGAUUUAUAUCCCACUAAAUAUUGUUUGUGUUAAUACUUUGCAUUGAUUUGUUUUGUGUAUUUACACAAAUUAAUGAUGAUGAACGAAUAAAAGAAUGUAUUUUGUAUCAUUGGUUACACAAGACUGGUUAUUACUUGUUAUGUUUUGUUGAGUUUUUAUAAUGUAAGACGAGAGGUAAAACCAAGGGAAGAUGAAAUAUGCUUGCAUUAUGUUUUUUAAAAAAUGAAAUCCAGGCAGUCUGGCUUGUUUCAGAAAUGCAGAACGUCAUUCAACAAGCAGCAAAUUAAAAAAAUAUGGGCU